Messenger RNA from Didymodactylos carnosus, 433 nucleotides. NCBI's taxonomy places the organism in Eukaryota, Metazoa, Rotifera, Eurotatoria, Philodinida, Philodinidae. The record is from the annotation of a GenBank genome assembly.
AAUCACUCAUAUUUUCGGUCACUUAUAUAGAUGAAUGAGAGCAAAACAAAAGGGUGAAUGAAAGCAGAGUCAUUAAAUCUUAUUAAGAUCUUAAACGAUAAGAUCGUAGAUUAUCUUAUCGAAAUUUUAAAGGAUAAGAUCUUAUAAUAUCUUAGUAAGAUAAUGUCAAGAAGUGUCUAAGAUUUUUACUAGGGUGCGCUCGUACAAUAAAAUCCGUGAAUAAUUCUCAAGCUUUUCGUGUACUAGGUUAUACCUGGACGAUGAUUAUUCCGUUCAACCGGGUCAUAUACCAUGGUAUAAAUAUGAUCCGAGUGUUAAUGUAUCAGAUAUACCGAGGAUACAUGACGAUAAAAAUGAUUCAGCCCCACCUGAACGUUUAAAACCUGUUGGAACAAAAGAAAAAAAUAAACAACCGUCUUUAAAAGGUAUGUGA